Messenger RNA from Odocoileus virginianus texanus, 609 nucleotides. RefSeq names its product colony stimulating factor 3 (gene CSF3). Gene Ontology annotation, molecular function: granulocyte colony-stimulating factor receptor binding; cytokine activity. Gene Ontology annotation, cellular component: extracellular region. Lineage: Eukaryota; Metazoa; Chordata; Mammalia; Artiodactyla; Cervidae. Gene Ontology annotation, biological process: immune response; positive regulation of myeloid cell differentiation. The record is from RefSeq and is a predicted model, not a curated record.
GAGCCUUCUGCCCAGAGCCCCAUGAAGCUGAUGGCCCUGCAGCUGCUCCUCUGGCACUGCGUGCUCUGGAUGGUGCACGAAGCCACCCCCCUGGGCCCUGCCCGCUCCCUGCCCCAGGGCUUCCUGCUCAAGUGCUUAGAGCAAGUGAGGAAAAUCCAGGCUGAUGGCGCCGAGCUGCAGGAGAGGCUGUGUGCUGCCCACAAGCUGUGCCACCCGGAGGAGCUGGUGCUGCUUGGGCACUCUCUGGGCAUCCCCCAGGCUCCCCUGAGCAGCUGCUCCAGCCAGUCCCUGCAGCUGACGAGUUGCCUGGACCAACUGCACAGCGGCCUCUUUCUCUACGAGGGCCUCCUGCAAGCCCUGGCGGGCAUCUCCCCAGAGCUGGCCCCCACCUUGGACACACUGCAGCUGGACAUCACCGACUUUGCCACCAACAUCUGGCUGCAGAUGGAGGACUUGGGGGUGGCCCCGGCUGUGCAGCCCACCCAGGGCACCAUGCCAACCUUCACCUCGGCUUUCCAGCGCCGAGCAGGAGGGGUCCUGGUUGCUUCCAAGCUACAGAGUUUCCUGGAGCUGGCAUACCGUGUCCUGCGCUACCUUGCUGAGCCCUGA